Molecule: messenger RNA, 1944 nt
Organism: Penicillium oxalicum
Lineage: Eukaryota; Fungi; Ascomycota; Eurotiomycetes; Eurotiales; Aspergillaceae
Exons: 1
Coding region: 1-1944 (647 amino acids)
Source: RefSeq, a predicted model, not a curated record
AUGGCUCGCAAUCGCCCGCUCCCCCUCUCCGAUGAGUGGGAGGACCCUGAACAAUAUAUCAAAGAGCUCCUCGGCUUUGCGACCACCAAUGUCCUAUUCAUGAACCUCUGCGGCGGCGUACACAUUCUGGACUUUUUGACGCGCGAGCCCGACCUGUAUACUACAUUAUUGCCCGAGGACUGGCGCGAAUUCUUCGAGUAUCACGAUAUCCACGACAUAUUGCAACUCCUUCUGCGCGAUGACAUCGAGUCUCUCAGAGCACGCUCGACGGACGAACAGACCUCUGAGGGUGCACGCAAAUGGAGGGAUGGCGCGUACCCUCCCUCAAGCCUCUUGAAUUACAUCCAUGACAUUCGCCGAUUGAGCCUGCGUCGCGAAUUUGAGCGACCAUCGCCCAAAAUGAAGCUUCCGAGACAUGUGGCUGUUGGUAUGAAAACGAAAAAGGAGCACGAGGUCGAAUGUUUCUCGAGCUUCGUCGCAUCACUUUCCGAUACGGUGGCCGAGCGCCGCGAAGAGCCGGUCACUCACAUUGUGGAUUUUGGAUCGGGACAGAAUUAUCUUGGGCGGACGCUGGCCAGUUCACCUUACCACAAACACAUCAUUGCGAUUGAAAGGAAGCAUCAGUAUAUUGCGGGCGCAAAGGGUAUGGAUGUCUCCGCCAAGCUGCGCGAAAGGGAGAGAUCCAAGACGGUAUAUGUUCACAAUCGGAGAAAGUCCUGCGAUGACUGCAAUGAGGGUAGUGGUGCGCCACCAAAAGCUAUGGAAGAGAACGCCGAGGCUGUGCCUGUAGAGACAGAGAAGAGCCGGUCCUCUGAUGAGGCGGGGGCCCAGGGAGAGCCUGCAGAUGGAGAAGAGAAUGUGACAAUGUUUAAGAUGCUGGGAGAAAUCACCCUUGAACCGCACGAGUUACUUGGAUCAAUGACCAAAGGCUCUCAAAAGGUCAGGCCUGAGCAUGAAAUUGACACUCGGGGUACCAUCAGCUACAUUGAGCAUGAUAUUCAAGAUGGAUAUCUCGAGCCUAUCAUCGACCACGUCGUCAACCCGUCCGCCGUCACAACACCGGAUGAAGCCCCUUCCCCUGCUUUAGUUCAUCCCGACGAGAAGCGACCAAACGACGCUCGAGUCAUGGUUGUCUCUCUCCACUCCUGCGGUAACCUGGUUCAUCACGGCGUCCGCUCCCUCAUCCUCAAUCCCUCCGUUGUCGCGGUCGCCAUGAUCGGUUGCUGUUACAAUCUGAUGACUGAACGCCUCGGACCUGCAACUUACAAACUGCCCGUCCUUCGAUCCCUUCAUCCCCGUCUCCAAGCGACCGGAAACUCCUAUGAUCCUCACGGAUUUCCCAUGUCUAAACACUUCGAGACGUACGAAAGCCCCGGUGCAAUCGGCAUGAAGUUCAACAUCACGGCGCGUAUGAUGGCUGUGCAAGCGCCAUACAACUGGGGCCACGACGACAGCGAGCGCUUCUUUGCCCGCCAUCAUUUCCGCGCUCUCCUACAGCGCAUCUUCGUGGACAAGGGCGUCGCCCCGAAACCAGAAAUUCCCGACAAUUUGUAUGCCGAGGAUCAAGGCGGCGAGUCGACUGCAGCAGUGAUUAUCGGGUCGCUGCCCAAGCGUGCUUUUGAAUCUUUCACUGCGUACGUGCGAGCCGCGACGGCUCGGUUGUUGCGAGACCCGAAGCAUGCAUCUCGGGUGCAAGAGCAUAUCGCUUCGAUGACGGAUGAAGAGAUCCGCCAAUAUGAGAUGGAUUAUCAAGCGAGUAAGAAGCAUUUGAGCGUUGUGUGGAGUCUGAUGGCUUUUAGUGCACAGGUUGUCGAAGCGGUCAUCGUCGUGGACCGCUGGCAAUUCUUGAGGGAACAUGACUCUGUCAAGGAGUGUUGGGUUCAGCCGGUUUUUGACUACAAUGAGAGUCCAAGGAAUCUCGCGGUGAUUGGCAUUAAGAAGUAG